This is a messenger RNA of Impatiens glandulifera, 3541 nucleotides long. RefSeq names its product calcium-transporting ATPase 4, plasma membrane-type-like. Gene Ontology annotation, biological process: calcium ion transmembrane transport. NCBI's taxonomy places the organism in Eukaryota, Viridiplantae, Streptophyta, Magnoliopsida, Ericales, Balsaminaceae. Bases 180 to 3281 code for a protein of 1033 amino acids. The record is from RefSeq and is a predicted model, not a curated record. Gene Ontology annotation, cellular component: intracellular membrane-bounded organelle; membrane. The transcript is spliced from 7 exons. Gene Ontology annotation, molecular function: calmodulin binding; ATP hydrolysis activity; P-type calcium transporter activity.
GUAUGCUGCGGAGUGGAUGCUGAAAGUUAUAUGGUGCAAAGAGAUCGAUAUUCUCUUUGCAUGCGGAUCGAUCAUGCUCAAGCUCAUUUGCGCCAUUCUCAAUAUGGAAAUUUCUGCCGCUGCUGCCUGAGGAUUUCAUCUUUCCAACCGAUCAAUCAGGUCAUACGGACGUCGUCAAAAUGGAGAGGUAUCUGAGGCAGAACUUUGAUGUCGUGCCGAAGAAUCCAUCAGAAGACGCCUUAAAGAGAUGGAGAUCCGCCGUAUGGCUAGUCAAGAAUCCCCGGAGGAGGUUUCGUAUGGUCGCUGAUCUCACCAAACGCGCUGAGGUCAAUCGCGAACGCAGGAAAUUGCAGAGGAAUUUCAGAGUAGCUCUUACUGUCCAGACAGCAGCUCUGCAUUUCAUUGAUGCUGGGAGUCAAGCAGAAGUGACACCAACUGAGUUAUCAGCAACACAAGCUGGUUUUGAGAUCGAACCAGACAUACUAGCUUCUAUUAUCCGUAAACAUGAGAUCAAGGGUCUGGAUUCUAAAGGAGGAUUGGAAGGGAUAGCGCAUAAACUCCAUGUUUCUCUGGUAGAUGGAAUUGUUUCGAAUGACAUAUCUCGCAGACAGAAGGCUUAUGGUUUCAACCGUUUCAUUGAAAAGCCUUCAAAGCCAUUUUGGAUGUUUGUUUGGGAGGCUCUACAUGACUUAACUCUCUUAAUCCUCAUGGUUUGUGCUGCAGUAUCCGUCGGAGUUGGAAUCGCCACAGAAGGCUGGCCUGCAGGAAUGUAUGAUGGUAUAGGGAUAUUACUUUGCAUUUUCUUGGUGGUUAUAGUUACUGCAACUAGUGACUAUAAACAAUCUUUACAAUUCAUUGAUUUGGAUAAGGAGAAGAAGAAUAUAAUUGUUCAAGUUACUAGAGAUGGGAACAGACAGAAGGUUUCUAUUUAUGAUUUAGUUGUUGGGGAUAUUGUUCAUUUAUCUAUAGGAGAUCAAGUUCCAGCUGAUGGGUUGUUUAUAUCUGGCUAUAGUUUGACAGUUGAUGAAUCAAGCUUAUCAGGUGAAUCUCAGCCGGUUAAUAUUACUAAAAAGAAGCCUUUCCUUUUAUCCGGGACUAAGGUUCAAGAUGGUUCUGGUAAAAUGUUGGUUGGUUCUGUCGGGAUGAGGACAGAAUGGGGAAGAUUGAUGGAGACAUUAAGCGAAGGAGGUGAGGACGAGACGCCAUUACAAGUUAAGCUUAACGGGGUAGCAACUGUCAUUGGGAAGAUCGGUUUAGCCUUUGCUAUACUCACGUUCUUUGUUCUCACUUCGCGGUUUAUCAUAGGAAAGAUCGCUCAUCACGAAAUGUGGAGUUGGUCAUCGAGUGACGUUUUGAGCCUCUUGAAUUUCUUCGCGAUUGCGGUCACGAUUCUCGUAGUUGCGGUUCCGGAAGGUUUGCCACUGGCGGUUACUCUGAGUCUUGCUUUCGCGAUGAAGAAGUUGAUGAACGAUAAGGCUUUGGUCAGGCAUCUUUCAGCCUGCGAGACAAUGGGAUCAGCCAGCUGUAUUUGUACGGACAAGACAGGAACCUUAACAACAAAUCAUAUGAUUGUGACCAAAUUAUGGAUUAAAGGUGAAGCUAAACAAAUUGAUAAUCAAAGUGGAAAUGCAUUGAAGUCUUCUUUAUCACAAGGCUUACUAGACAUAAUGCUGCAGUCCAUAUUCCAAAAUACAAGUGCUGAAAUAGUGAAAUCAAAAGACAGGACAACAACCCAUGUUUUGGGCACGCCAACUGAGUCGGCGUUAUUGGAAUUCGCGCAAAUAUUUAAACAUGCCAAUUGGACAGAGGGCAAGAUUGAAAAAAUCGAACCUUUCAACUCUGUCAAGAAAAAGAUGUCUGUUCUUGUGGCUCUUCCCAAUGGUAAGAAACGAGCAUUCUGCAAAGGCGCGUCGGAAAUCAUCCUAAGAAUGUGUGAUAAGGUUGUUAAUGAAAAUGGGGAAUCUGUCUCUCUUCCAGAAGAACAGAGGAAAAAAAUAACAGAUGUAAUCAAUGAAUUUGCCUGUGAAGCCCUUAGAACUCUCUGUUUAGCUUUCAAGGACAUAGAGGGUAAUGAAGGAAAUAAAGAAAAUAUUCCUGAUGAGAAAUACACUCUUGUAGCAGUUGUUGGGAUUAAGGAUCCAGUUCGUCCAGGGGUAAAAGAGGCAGUCAAGACUUGCUUAGCUGCCGGAAUUACAGUUAGGAUAGUCACUGGUGACAAUAUCAACACGGCUAAAGCCAUAGCUAGAGAGUGUGGUAUCUUGACAGAAGGUGGUCUUGCUAUUGAAGGACCUGAUUUUCGUGAGAAAACCCCAGAGGAGCUCAGGACUAUUAUACCAAAACUUCAGGUCAUGGCAAGAUCAUUACCAAUGGAUAAACACAAAUUGGUUACAUAUUUGAGAAAAGAUCUAUUAGAAGUUGUUGCAGUUACUGGUGACGGGACUAAUGAUGCCCCUGCAUUGCACGAGGCAGACAUCGGACUUGCCAUGGGAAUAGCUGGAACCGAGGUUGCAAAAGAAAAUGCGGAUGUGGUCAUAAUGGACGACAACUUCUCAACAAUUGUGAAGGUUACCAGAUGGGGGCGAUCUGUUUAUGUUAACAUACAGAAGUUUGUUCAGUUCCAACUGACAGUUAAUGUUGUCGCACUCAUGAUCAAUUUUAUCUCUGCAUGCGUUUCAGGAUCUGCUCCACUUACUGCUGUUCAACUGCUAUGGGUAAACAUGAUAAUGGACACAUUAGGGGCCUUAGCUUUAGCCACAGAGCCUCCUAGUGAUGAACUAAUGAGAAAGCCACCAAUAGGAAGGCAGGUAAGUUUCAUAACUAAGGUUAUGUGGAGGAAUAUUAUAGGACAAAGCAUUUAUCAAUUGGGUGCACUCAUUGUCCUCAAAUUUGGUGGGAAAGAUCUCCUUAAUAUCAAUGGAGAAAAUUCUGAGUCCAUUCUCAACACAGUCAUAUUCAAUGCCUUUGUGUUUUGCCAGGUAUUUAACGAGAUAAAUAGUCGUGACAUGGAGAAAAUUAAUGUUUUAGCGGGUAUUUGUGAUAGCUGGAUAUUUAUGGCGGUCAUAGCCUCAACAGUCUCGUUUCAAGUGGUCUUAGUUGAACUGUUGUGUGCUUUUGCUGGAACCACACCUUUAAGCCUAAACCUGUGGGUUGUAUGUGUGUUAAUCGGAGCCUUCGGGUUAGUUGUCUCGGUUGUUCUGAAAUGCAUCCCAGCCGAGUUCAAGCAAACCACAUCUACCCACGAUGGUUAUGAACCACUACCCAGUGGCCCGGAACUCGCAUGAGACAUCAGUCCAUGCCCAUGAAUUUAUUUAUUUUCCAUUACAACUUAUUUUCAUUUAUGUACACCUUAAUUUUCAUAGGUAAGCAAUAGAGAAUUAGAAUCCUAACUCUUAUGUUUAGAAACCAAAUUUUGUUAUGCAUUAUUAUUGCUUUGUUUUAAGGAUUGUGUCUUCCAUAAUCCAUUGGGCUGAAGUUUUGUACACAAGCAAUAUUGUCAUCAAGUUGCUAACUGGCUAUGCUAUUUUUUUUACUGUUUGUUUUU